Cygnus olor (mute swan) is the source of this 652-nucleotide messenger RNA. RefSeq names its product NADH:ubiquinone oxidoreductase subunit A13 (gene NDUFA13). The record is from RefSeq and is a predicted model, not a curated record. The transcript has 5 exons. NCBI's taxonomy places the organism in Eukaryota, Metazoa, Chordata, Aves, Anseriformes, Anatidae. The coding region runs from base 87 to 521 and encodes 144 amino acids.
GGGGCGCGGCGCCGCCCUCCCGGUGCGGCCGCCGCCGGUGGCUUCCGGGCAGCGCGGCGGAAGUGACGCGAGGCGCGGCGGCCGGGAUGGCGGCGCCGAAGGUGAAGCAGGACAUGGCGCCGCCCGGCGGCUACGGGCCCGUGGACUACAAGCGGCACCUCCCGCGCCGCGGCCUCUCAGGUUACAGCCUCUUCGCGCUCGGCGUCGGCAGCCUCCUGCUGGGCUACUACACCAUCGUCAAGUGGAACCGGGAGCGCAGGCGGUUGCUGAUCGAGGACCUGGAGGCGCGGAUCGCGCUGAUGCCGCUGCUGCAGGCCGAGGCUGACCGCAGGACCCUCCGUAUGCUGCGGCAGAACCUGGACGAGGAGGCCAAAAUCAUGAAGGACGUUCCCGGCUGGAAGGUCGGGGAAUCCGUGUUCCACACCGACCGCUGGGUGCCGCCGACGCUGGACGAGCUGUACUACCUGCGCUCCCCCGCCGAGAUGGAAGCCGAGAAGUUCGGGCUGCAGUGCUACGUCUGAGCCCCCCCCCCCCCCCCCCACACACACCCCCCCGCCACCUGGGGGGGUCCUCUCUGCCCCCCGGGGGUCCUCUCUGCCCCCCGGGGGUCCCCGUCCUCAAACACCCCGCAUUAAACCCGUGUGGAUAUGCG